AAAUGCCACUAUCCAGACCAAACCACAGCACAGCAAAGCACAGAACAGUCACUCAUGGCGCACUUUUUCCACCACCAUCAUGGAUCGGAGCACGGAUCCAUCGCCGGCAGCCAGCCGGCGCAGCGUACCGUCAGGGUAUACACCAAGGCGGAUCCCAACUACUCCCUAUCGAUUCGCGACGGCCAUGUUGUCCUCGCGCCAAAUAAUCCCAAUGAUCCCUACCAGCACUGGUACAAGGACUUGAAGCACAGCACGAAGGUGAAGGAUGAGGAAGGUUUCCCUAGCUUUGCUCUUGUGAACAAAGUGACCGGCGAAGCUAUAAAGCACUCUAUCGGAGCUACUAAUCCUGUGCGAUUGGUACCUUAUAAUUCUGAAUACCUCGAUGAGUCGAUCCUUUGGUCAGAGAGUAAUGAUACCGGUGGGGGAUAUCGAUGCAUUAGGAUGGUUAAUAACAUCCGUUUGAACUUUGAUGCAUUCCAUGGAGACAAGGACCAUGGAGGAGUUAGAGAUGGAACCAGUAUUGUGCUGUGGGAGUGGCUCAAGGGUGACAACCAAAGGUGGAAGAUUGAACCCCAAGGUGUAGACCUCCCGACAAACUACUCAGGACGACCUGCUCAGCAGUACGUAAGAAUCUUUACCAAGGCUGGGCCAGACUACUCCCUCUCCAUCCGGGAUGGCAGAGUAAUCCUUGCACCAUUCGAUCCUAAUGAUGACUUCCAGCGCUGGUUCAAGGAUACUAAGUACAGCAACACAGUGAAGGAUGAAGAAGGGUUCCCAGGCUUUGCCCUUGUCAAUAAAAUGACCGGCGAAGCAAUUAAACAUUCCAUUGGCGCUCAAAAUCUUGUUCGACUGAUUCCAUACAAUCCCAAUUAUCUUGAUGAGUCUGUUCUGUGGGCUGAAAGCAAUGACACUGGUGAAGGCUUCCGUUGCAUCCGGAUGGUGAACAACAUUCGUCUGAACUUUGAUGCUUUCCAUGGAGACAAGGAACAUGGUGGAGUGAGAGAUGGAACCGCUGUUGGCCUUUGGGAAUGGCUGAAAGGGGACAACCAGCAAUGGAAGAUAGUCCCUUUCUGAACAAAGUGGCUGCAACGAUCAUAAUCCCUGCCGCUUGGUAUGCUGCGCUUCUCUCCGUUACUAUCUAGAAUAAGAUGUGCCGUUGAGGCCAUUAUGUGUCCUUUAUUCCUGAAGUUGGUGUCAAUUGUGGAACUGCCCACUUGUGUUAUGUUGAUGGUGUAUCUGUCUUGAUGCUACUUGUAUUUUGCUUCUGGAGUUGGAACUCAGGCUUUAUGCUUUGGAUAAUGCACUGCUGAUAUAUUAUUGCCUCCA
Zingiber officinale is the source of this 1326-nucleotide messenger RNA. Its product is annotated as ricin B-like lectin R40C1. NCBI's taxonomy places the organism in Eukaryota, Viridiplantae, Streptophyta, Magnoliopsida, Zingiberales, Zingiberaceae. The transcript is spliced from 7 exons. The record is from RefSeq and is a predicted model, not a curated record. The coding region runs from base 55 to 1074 and encodes 339 amino acids.